Vigna radiata var. radiata (mung bean) is the source of this 1237-nucleotide messenger RNA. RefSeq names its product COBRA-like protein 6. The transcript has 3 exons. Lineage: Eukaryota; Viridiplantae; Streptophyta; Magnoliopsida; Fabales; Fabaceae. The record is from RefSeq and is a predicted model, not a curated record. The coding region runs from base 92 to 1156 and encodes 354 amino acids. Gene Ontology annotation, biological process: cellulose microfibril organization; plant-type cell wall cellulose biosynthetic process. Gene Ontology annotation, cellular component: plasma membrane.
AUCGAUAUACAACUUCCAACUAUUUCGUCAUGUGGAGGAGCCUGGUUGGAAAUUGGGAUGGGCAUGGAAAGGUGACGAGGUGAUUUGGUCAAUGCUGGGAGCAGAAGCAAAGGAGCAAGGGAAUUGCACAAGAUUUAGAGGACAACAGAAACCACAUUGUUGCAAGAAGGAACCAGUUAUCAUUGAUCUCAUGCCUGGAACUCCCUACAACAUGCAGACCGCAAAUUGCUGCAAAGCUGGCAUCCUUACAUCCCUUAAACAAGAUCCUACAAAACUCGGUGCCACCUUCCAAAUGAAUUAUGUAAAACCAUCACUCUCCGAUUCAGCUCCCGCUUUUACCAUGCCAGAAAAUUUCACCCUUGGAAUUCCUGGCUAUAGCUGUGGGACACCAUUUCAAGUCCCGCCAACCAUGUUUACCAAAGACGGACACAGAUGGCAACAAGUCUUGGAGACUUGGAAUGUGACUUGUAUUUACUCCCAGUUUCUAGCAUCACCUGCUCCAAAAUGUUGCGUCUCUCUGUCUGCAUUCUACAACAGUACUAUCGUUCCUUGUCCCACAUGCAGUUGUAAUUGCCAAGGACUACCAGGAGCGACUUGUGUUGAUUCUGAUAAGACUUCAAUGUUGCAACUGCCACAACCGAAUCGCGGAGAAGCAGCAGCACCGGUGAUCAGGUGUUCACAUCACAUGUGCCCCAUUCGUAUUCACUGGCAUGUGAAACAAAGUUACAAAGAGCAUUGGCGGGUGAAGAUCACGAUCACAAACAUGAACUUUGCGAAAAACUAUUCCCAAUGGAAUUUGGUGGUGCUGCACCCUAACUUGGGAAACGUAACUCAGGUGUUCAGUUUCAACUACGAAGCUCUAACAGUUCAUGGAAAAUUGAGGGACAUAGGGAUGUUUUGGGGGCUGGCGUAUUACAAUGACAUGUUGCUUACACACGGAGAGAAUGGGAAUGUGCAAACAGAGGUGUUACUACAUAAAGAUCGAGGAAAGUUCAGCUUCAGAGAAGGGUGGAGUUUUCCUAGAAAAGUUUCAUUCAAUGGCGAUGAAUGUGUGAUGCCAUCUCCUGAUGCAUAUCCUAGACUUCCCAACGCAGCUCAUGUUGCCAUAACAAGCCUUAACACAAUUUUCUUUUCACUGUUACUCAUACUCUUAUAGAAGGUUAGAAGGAAGGAUUACUUUGAAUAUCUCAGUUUAGUGUCACACCACAUUUGUAGUUAUUCUUUCAGUUCUUUUUAC